UGAAGAUAUACAACCAUUACACACUUCAUAUUGCCGCCUUAACUGUUUAAUUUCAAGUCCAUUCUUCUUAAACAAGGAGUAUGUUUCAACAUUGUUAAUUAUAUACAUAUAUGUAUUAUAUAUAUCAUCUUUAGGAAUCUAUAUUUGGAGAACAAGUACUUACAAGGUACGUGCGAACUACACUGUUUCAAGUACCCUAGAAUACCUUCCGAAGAACCCCACUAGAAUCUAGACGACCAGAUCCGAAGGGGCAAAAUUUCAUUCGUAGCGAAUUUCGCAACUGCAUCCAGAGCGGCCGUAGACUCCGUCGCAAACUUACUAUUUCCCGAGUCACCUUUCUUAAGUAUCCUUCUUCCGCUUAGCCACCUUGGCCACAGCUUAGUCGGAUAUUCUUCCUCUUUUCCCGACGGCAUUCGACAUUUUCUACAUCGUCGGCCUUCGCAGCUGGACUUCGACUCGGACAAGCUUCAUUCUCUUCUUACCUAGUCUAACCAACCAAUACUCCCUGUCUCUCUCUGUCAUACCCCCGAGUCGCAUCGCUCUCCUACAGUUCUCAUAAGUUAAGCUAGUCGGCCGACGAUUUCAUCAAUCCCCUCUUUCUUCAUUGGGGUUCCAAGGUGCUACCAAAAUGUCGUUCUCAAAUCUUGUUCACGAUCUUGCCAUUCGCGAUGGAAUAACGCCACGUCAACCUCGAGCCACCGCUUCAAUCUCUACUAUGGACGACCGAGCUUCCCAUAUCUCGAGGGCCACUAUGUCCUACGCGAGUACGGCAGCCACCAGCGUGAGCAUUGCUGGUGACAUUUCUAGUCAACUUCAUGGCGGUUACCACCAUCCUCUUGCUAGAUCAUGGCAGGCGGAACGGCAAUUAACUAAGUCUAUGUUAAUCUACCCUCUCUUCAUUUCAGAUAUCGACGAUGACGAAACUCUUAUCCCUUCUUUACCAGGCCAGCACCGCCGCGGUGUCAACAAAUUAAUCCCAUUUCUAGAACCUUUGGUACGAAAGGGUCUCCGGUCAGUGAUCCUUUUCGGGGUCCCACUCAAACCUGGUACCAAAGAUGCAUUAGGGACUGCUGCAGACGAUCCGAAGGGCCCGGUCAUCCAAGGUAUCCGAUUGUUGCGACAACGAUUUCCCCACCUAUUUAUUGUUGUUGACGUCUGUCUCUGCGAGUACACCUCCCAUGGGCAUUGUGGAAUCCUCAGAGACGACGCUACCUUGAACAACCAAUUAUCGGUGGAUCGAAUUUCUGAUGUUGCCAUCGCCUACGCUCAAGCUGGCGCCCACUGCAUUGCACCAUCCGACAUGAAUGAUGGCCGCAUUCGGGCUAUUAAACUUAAGCUCAUCGAGGAGGGAAUUGCGCAUAAGACUCUAUUAAUGUCAUACGCCGCCAAAUUCUCUGGUUGUCUGUAUGGUCCCUUUAGGGAUGCCGCUGGCUCGGCACCUUCGUUUGGCGACCGAAGAUGUUACCAGCUGCCACCUGGAGGGCGUGGGCUUGCCCGACGAGCCAUAGUCAGAGACAUUGGCGAGGGAGCCGAUAUUAUCAUGGUGAAGCCGGCCGCCCAGUACCUCGACAUUAUUAGUGACGCAAAGGAGCUAGGCAAGGACCUUCCAAUCGCUGCUUACCACGUUAGUGGAGAGUUUGCGAUGGUGCAUGCCGCUGCGAAGGCCGGUGUAUUCGACCUUAAGACUAUGGCGUUCGAAGUCACCGAGGGAAUACUCCGAGCUGGCGCUACCAUCAUCAUCAGCUACUUCACUCCUGAAUUCCUCGACUGGUUAGACAAUUAAUCAACCUCCUAAUGGAUGGGACCAUUGUCAAGUGCUUGUUAUUGGAGUUAAAUGGCGUUUACGGAAGCAUGGGCUUAUGCAUAUCAUGAGAGCGAGCGAGAACGACAUGACGUAUGUAGAUUUACCUGCGCUGUUUUCAAAGGUAGACAAUACCAAAAUUCAGCUAAAUGUGUAUGAAUAUACCUUUAUUAUAGAAUUGAUAACCAACCACUCAGUGAGAAAACAAUAAAUUAUAUGAUUCUACAUUG
Molecule: messenger RNA, 2031 nt
Organism: Daldinia vernicosa
Lineage: Eukaryota; Fungi; Ascomycota; Sordariomycetes; Xylariales; Hypoxylaceae
Product: delta-aminolevulinic acid dehydratase
Exons: 2
Coding region: 629-1783 (384 amino acids)
Biological process (GO): heme biosynthetic process
Cellular component (GO): cytosol
Molecular function (GO): zinc ion binding; porphobilinogen synthase activity
Source: RefSeq, a predicted model, not a curated record